AUGACUUCUCAGAUACGACCUACUGCUCCGUCAAGCAACACAAGAGGGUUAGUCGUUCCCGCGGCUGGUUCGGACUACAAACACUGGCCCGUUUUCACGUGUGCCUAUGGUUUGGUACAAAUAUCCAUGAUGAUUUGGGUAUGUAAUAGAGGAGGAAAGAUAUCGAAUGCUUUACAGCCUAUUCGACGAAGCAGAUUAGAAACGCUCACAUUCAGAGGCCCCACUGUUAUAAACCACACUGAAUAUCCAAAUCCCUGGUACGGACCCUCAGAGCGCAGCCUCGUUCAGCUUGGUGCGUUAUUUCCUCCUUGUAUGAGAACGGAGCAUCGGUACAAUUACCAGUUUGCAACUUCAUGGAGCAACAUUCAGCUGCGAUUGGGACGGGAAAAACUAGGCUGCUGUGAAGCAGAAACCCUGAACAUCGCUGGCACAUUGACGAAGAAACAAUGUCAAAGCAUGUCAGCGCCUAACAUGACACAAUGGAAGGAAAUAAGGUGCAGUCAACGGCGUACAGGGCAGAACUUCAUCGCGCAUGCAAUACGUCCAUGUUGCGAUGCAUUAGCAAGUAAAUGUCACAUGACAAGUCCUGACCACUGCGUCUUCAUAGGCGGAGUAUAUCACCUCCACGCUGAACAUUGUUACCAGGUAGAUUGCCUUGCUUUUUCAUGCGAUGCCGACCCCGAAGUGCGUGGUAUAGACGACGAUCAUCUGUUAUCUGCAGGCGUGAUAUUACCUCCAUCUUAUCACCAGUGGUGGAGAUUUCUUGUGACAAUAUACCUCCCACAUGGAAUAGUGGACGGCACCAUACUAAAUCUACUAGGCUUACCGAUCUGCUUGAUCAUUGAAAGGAAGAUUGGAUUGCUGCGCAUGGUACUUGUGCACACGACCGCUGGCGUGGGAGGACAUUUGAUUGGGUCAUUAUGCAGCGAGUCAACAUCAAUAACAACUGGAGGAGUACCUUCGCUUGCAGGGAUCAUAGUCAUAAGUAUCAUAUAUUCCUUUAGAGCCCAAACACAAAGUUCCAGAAUUUUGUUGUAUUUAUCUGGUUACUUUUUUUCCUUGGUGGUUUUAUUCAUUUUAUCUUCAUUUCCACUCGUGAAUAAUUUUUCUACUUUUUCUGGUUUAAUCUUAGGAAUUUUUUUAGGAUUCACAUACUUACCAAAUUUAAAGCUUAGGAGAGAGCAUGUCGUAAGAGUGACUUGUCUUGCAGUUAUUAUCUUAGUGUUUAUUAUAUGUCUGUUUAUUUUCUAUGAGGUACAGCCAUCCUGUUCAUGGUGUAUGAAAUUCAGUUGUGUUUUCUUUGUUGAUGGGUGGUGUGAGUAGGCUAGUAUAUGUUGUGUGUUGGAGUGUU
Molecule: messenger RNA, 1351 nt
Organism: Actinia tenebrosa (Australian red waratah sea anemone)
Lineage: Eukaryota; Metazoa; Cnidaria; Anthozoa; Actiniaria; Actiniidae
Product: inactive rhomboid protein 1
Biological process (GO): regulation of epidermal growth factor receptor signaling pathway; regulation of protein secretion
Cellular component (GO): endoplasmic reticulum membrane
Molecular function (GO): serine-type endopeptidase activity
Source: RefSeq, a predicted model, not a curated record